AUUAUUAUGAAAAGACUGAUCGAUAUCUAUUACUUCAGGGAAGCACUGGUUGAGAUAGAGUUCCCUAAAGAAGACUUCUUCUCCAGAAGAGCUAAUCUGGAAGACAUUAAGGAAUUUAUGUGUAUUCUUAUAGAUUACCCCCAGAUUUAUGAACUGUUGUUAAGGCUUUAUGACAAGAGGGGGCUUAAGGAGAAGAGGAGGGGGAGGCAAGAGAGACAAGGCCUCAAUCCGAUAUUUUCUAAUAUAGAUUCCUUAUUUGAGAUCUUUGAAGCGGGGGAUAGACUUAGUCAUAGCGUGAUGAAGCAUGAAGCAAAGGAAGAGAAGGAGAAGAGUACGGAUUAUGAUGAAGGAGAUAUUGGUAAGCUGGGAGAAGCUUUUGGCAGGUUUGAAGCACAGCUACAGAACCUUGCUGGAGGUAUAGAGUCUAAUAAGGAUUACCUUGGUAAAGCUCUCACAGAAUUUUUCAAAGAGCUAUCUAUAGUAGUUGCCAAACUAGAGUUUGAAAGAACAAAGGAGGGGGGAUUUCCUCAGAAUGUUACAUGAAGACAGUCAAGAGAGUUAAUAAAGAAUUUGUCAGCACAAGUUUCGAUGAUCCUUAACCCUUGGUUCACAUUUGAGUAUGAUUUUUCGGGCUCUAAACGCUCUAAAUAUCUUAAAAAUCCCUACAUAAUCGAACUUGAUGAGACUACUGAAAACUUCUUGCACGAUCUCAAAUUAGAGCUCAAAAGACAAUGAAUCCUUCAGAAUGACAUUACUGACGAGAUCUCUAUACAAAACAUGGAAGAGGAUCCGAGUCUACUGAAAAUGGAUUACGAGCUAUGUCCAUCCAUGAUAAUAAUCUGGGUUAGGAAUGAUGCAAAUUUAGCAAAUUCUUCAGAAAUAUUUGAGUUUAACCUCAGUAGUUUGAGUGAUAAAAGCCUUGAGGAACCCAAACACGACUGCACAUAUGAGCUCACAACUAUCAUUACAUUCAGAAACACUGUGAAAAAUGAAGGCAUUUUCGAAGUAAUUACAAAGAAUAAAGACAAAUGGGGUGGAAUCAUGAAUGGAAAUGAUAUUGAUUUUGAUGAAGAAUAUUUUACCCAAACAGCAUGGAAUAUUGUUGAAAACCCAGUCCUGCUCAUUUACACUGAAAAGGUCACAAUUCCUGUUUUCAAAUACUUAAGCAAUAAACCUGUUUGGAAAUCAUCCAUGCAGUCAAAAGAAGAGAGAGAGAUGAUUGAUGAGGACAUUACGUAUGCAAAACAGUUGCAAAAACAGUUUGAUAACGAAGAAAAGGAAGAAGUUCAGACUAAAAUCACAGAUUUUUAUAACAAUUCACCAGGUAAAUCCUCUCCCAAUGAUGUCGAAAUGAAAGACGAUAAUGAUUGUGAAGAAGUAAAGUAUCUCUCCCCAGAUGAACAAGACGUCGAAAUAAAGCCAGAUGAGUGGCGAUGUACAAAUUGCACAUUCAUAAACCCAAAAAGCAAAUAUUACUGUGAAGUUUGUCAAACUAAAAAUACUAAGAGAGAUGCUAAUUCGAUUAAGACUCCCAUAUCGGCAACGAAAUAAAAUACUUGAAAGAGACAUAAGCCCUCUUAAAAAUGUUAAGCCUACAAGAGACAAAUCUCAAGAUUUCAAAGAUAACGACUCUCGAUUCCAGUGAAGAUUUUGUAAAAGUAUGAGUCAAGUUUCAUAUUGCCACAAAUGAUACAAAAGGAGAGAGGACUGUGAUAUUAAAAUGCCUCAUUGAGAAAUUUGUAAAAAGAAGUGAAACAAAGAUUCAACUAAAUGAAGAACUUGCAAAACAGAAGAAAAAUCAAAGAGCAAGAAGAGAGAUAGCAAAAAUAAUGAGAAAGUUAAGAACGGAGAAAUGGCAGAGAAAUUAGACUCUCUUAACAUUGAUGAUACCCAAAAAUUAGUUAAUAAGGAAGGAUAUACAUGGGUAUGCCAACACUGCAAAUUUAAAGGAAUAGUUCCAUUCAAAUAAAGAUGAAAUCACAUCUGAGCACCUAAAUCCAGCAGAGAAAGACUACUGCCAGACUUGUAGUAAGAGAAGAAAAGUUUGAAUGAUAAAAUGCGAAGAAUGCUCCAGCUUCAUGACAAACAAGAGUAAAUUCGACCAGCAUACUUGUAAAUAACUA
Moneuplotes crassus is the source of this 2123-nucleotide messenger RNA. The record is from the annotation of a GenBank genome assembly. NCBI's taxonomy places the organism in Eukaryota, Ciliophora, Spirotrichea, Euplotida, Euplotidae.